Messenger RNA from Dovyalis caffra, 1293 nucleotides. The record is from the annotation of a GenBank genome assembly. Lineage: Eukaryota; Viridiplantae; Streptophyta; Magnoliopsida; Malpighiales; Salicaceae.
AUGGAAGGACUUGCGAACCAGCUAAAGCGAGGAAUCUCACGUCAGUUUUCGACAGGAUCAUUAAGAAAGUCAUUUAGCAGGCAAUUCACACGACAAUCUUCUCUCGAUCCGAGGAGGAAUAACUUGCGGUUUAGCUUUGGAAGACAGUCUUCGUUGGAUCCAAUACGGAGAAGUCCACUUCAUGAUAAUGAACAGUUGAGUGUGCCGGAGAAUUUGGAUUCGACGAUGCACUUGUUAUUCAUGGCGUGUAGAGGAGAUGUUAAAGCAGUUGAAGAUUUAUUGGAUGAAGGUGUUGAUGUUAAUAGUAUUGAUUUGGAUGGAAGAACUGGUUUGCAUAUUGCAGCUUGUGAAGGUCAUGUUGAGGUCGUUAAGCUUCUUUUGAGUCGCAAGGCUAAUAUUGAUGCUCGUGAUCGAUGGGGGAGCACGGCGUGUGCUGACGCUAAGUAUUAUGGGAAUGUUGAAGUUUAUAACAUUUUGAAGGCAAGAGGAGCUAAAGCCCCGAAAACCACCAGGAAGACACCAAUGACUGUGACAAACCCUCGAGAAAUUCCGGAGUAUGAGCUUAAUCCAAUGGAACUUCAAGUUCGAAAAGCUGAUGGCAUUACAAAGGGAAUGUUUCAAGUUGCUAAGUGGAAUGGUACCAAGGUUGCCGUAAAGAUACUCGAAAAGGACCGUUGUACAGACCCUGAGAGCAUAAAUGCUUUCAAACAUGAACUAACCUUACUAGAAAAAGUUCGACAUCCUAAUCUGAUUCAGUUUGUCGGAGCUGUCACCCAAAAUCUGCCCAUGAUGAUUGUUGCAGAAUAUCAUUCAAAAGGCGAUUUAGCAAGUUAUCUUCUGAAAAAAGGGCGGCUUUCCCCAUCUAAAGCUUUGAGAUUUGCUCUUGAUAUUGCUAGGGCCUUGAACUACCUACAUGAAUGUAGACCCGAUCCGAUCAUCCAUUGCGACUUAAAGCCAAAAAAUAUUUUGCUGGAUAAUGGUGGUCUAUUGAAGGUAGCUGGAUUUGGAUUGAUAAGGUUGUCAAACAUUUCACCUGACAAAGCUAAACUAGCACCAGGGACUCUUAUUGACCAUUCAAAUGUGUACAUGGCACCUGAGAUUUAUAAAGAUGAAAUAUUCGAUAAAAGCAUCGAUGCAUACUCUUUCGGAGUCGUUUUGUACGAGAUGCUCGAGGGAGUGCAGCCUUUCCAUCCCAAAUCUCCCGAAGAGGCUGUGAAAUUGAUGUGCUUAGAAAACAAGAGACCUCCAUUCAAGAUCAAAUUAAGAAGUUACCCUCCAGAUUUAAGAGAGUAA